Messenger RNA from Frieseomelitta varia, 1701 nucleotides. It is a transcript of the gene Gas8, whose product is annotated as dynein regulatory complex subunit 4. The record is from RefSeq and is a predicted model, not a curated record. Gene Ontology annotation, cellular component: Golgi apparatus; microtubule; motile cilium. Gene Ontology annotation, biological process: cell motility. Lineage: Eukaryota; Metazoa; Arthropoda; Insecta; Hymenoptera; Apidae. The transcript has 8 exons. The coding region runs from base 170 to 1588 and encodes 472 amino acids. Gene Ontology annotation, molecular function: microtubule binding; small GTPase binding.
CACAUUAGAGUGGUUUUACAUUUGCUAAUGAUAAGAUAUCAAUAUUUUAAAAUAAUAAUUGCUACUGGAGUACUUUAUAAUUUAUUUUUAUAAAUUAUUUGUAAAUCGGUGAUAGAGAAAUAGAUAUCUAUUUUUGUGAUAUCCCAUUCUUCUGAUUUUUUUAAUAAAAAUGGGGCCUAAAAAGGUGAAAGCACCUGCCACUGUUGAUGGAAUAGAUACAACGAAAAUGAAUAGAGAACAAUUAGAAUUUUAUGUACACAAAAUACUUGAAGAAAUGGAGCGUGAACGAGAAGAAAGAAAUUUUUUUCAACUUGAAAGAGAUAAGAUCAGAACUUUUUGGGAAAUUACAAGACAUCAAUUAGAUGAAGCACAGGCAACUGUCAGAAAUAAAGAACGCGAAAAAGAAGAGUUAUCAGAAAAACAUGAAGCAGAGCUCAAAUUGUAUAAACAAAAAGUAAAACAUUUAAUGUAUGAGCAUCAAACCAAUUUAUCAGAAACUAAAGCUGAACACAUGGUUGCCCUUAAAAUGGCACAAGAUGAUCAUAUUCUUCAAGAAAAUGAAUUAAUUAAAGAUAAAAGAGAAUUAAAAAGAUUGCAAAAAGAACAAGAUUUGGCGCACAUAAAUGAAAUAAAAACAUUAAAAUUGCAACAUGCGGAAGAAACAGAUAAGUUAAUAAAACAAUUUGAAACGGAAGCUCAAGAACUGGAGCAAAAAUAUGAACACAAGUUGACGAGUCAAUAUGAAUCUCUUACUUUGAAACAUCGUAUGGAAAUAACUGAAGUGGAAGAAAGAAAAAAUACACAAAUUGCAAAUUUGAUAAAAAACCAUGAAGUUGCAUUUGCGGAAAUGAAAACUUAUUAUAAUGAUAUUACCCUUAACAAUUUGUCUUUGAUAAAGAGUAUGAAGGAUCAAAUGGAUGAAAUGAGAAGUAAUGAAGAACGCAUGAAAAAGCAAGUGCGAGAGUUAACUAUAGAAAAUAAAAAAUAUUCUAUUGAUGCAAAAUCAUAUGAAGAAUCUUUAGCAAAUUUUACUCGUCAACUUGCAAAUUACGAUAAAGAUAAACAAAGCUUGAUUAAUACUAAAAAAAGACUAGCAAUAACUAUGAAAGAUUUGGAAAAUUUAAAAUGGGAAAAUGAAGUAUUAGAAUUACGUUUUGAAAAGUGCCAAUCUGAAAGAAAUGAAUUACAUUCAAGAUUUGUCUCAGCAAUACUUGAACUCCAACAGAAGACUGGUUUAAAGAAUGUUCUUUUAGAAAAAAAACUUGAGAAAUUAUCAGAUUUAUUAGAACAGCGUGAGGCACAGAUCAGUGAAGUGCUUACUGCUGCUCAAUUGGAUCCAGUGGCUGUUCUUAACGCUAAUAAAAAAAUAGAGAAUAUGUUGAAUAGAAAAAAUAACGCAAUACAAGAUCUUCAGUAUGAAUUAGCAAAAGUUUGUAAAGCGCACGACGAUUUACUCCGAACAUAUGAAGCUAAGUUACAAGAAUAUGGAAUUCCAAAGAGUGAACUUGGUUUUCAACCAUUGAGAGUAAAGGCAAUAACUACAAAGUUAGGAUUGGGCCCAGCUGGUCUUGUUACUUCAAAUCAUUAGUCUAUUCAAUUUUAAUAACAUUUUUUAUUUUUGAUUAAUCGUAUAAUACAUUUUCACUAACAACUAGUGAAAUGUAAAAAUAAUAAAAUCAGAUUAAUGCAGAAAAAUUCAAA